Messenger RNA from Cryptomeria japonica (Japanese cedar), 1147 nucleotides. Its product is annotated as nuclear cap-binding protein subunit 2. Gene Ontology annotation, biological process: mRNA cis splicing, via spliceosome. The record is from RefSeq and is a predicted model, not a curated record. Bases 188 to 928 code for a protein of 246 amino acids. Gene Ontology annotation, molecular function: RNA cap binding. The transcript is spliced from 8 exons. NCBI's taxonomy places the organism in Eukaryota, Viridiplantae, Streptophyta, Pinopsida, Cupressales, Cupressaceae. Gene Ontology annotation, cellular component: nuclear cap binding complex.
CUGACUCGCAAGCUACUUGAAACUUUUAAUAUAUAAACUCCUUUGAAUGCGAUUUCGAACGUUUGAGUAUAUGUUUAAUGGUUGCCCCAAAAGUCAUGAGAAGAAGAAGAUGAAGAUCACGGCAAAACAAUUUUAAUGUGCGCAGGUAUUUAAAAGACACAGACAUUUGGCUUUAACAGACUUAACAAUGGCGUCUCUUUUCAAGGACCCAAACCAGCUUUCUGCAUACAGAGAUCGAAGAUUUAGUGGAACACAGGAUGAAUUUGAGCAUGCACUUCGCACUUCUUCUACUGUUUAUAUUGGGAAUCUUUCCUUUUAUACCACUGAAGAGCAAAUCUACGAGCUCUUUUCUCGGGUUGGAGAAAUCAAGAAAAUCAUAAUGGGCUUGGAUAAAAAUACAAGAACUCCAUGUGGCUUUUGUUUUGUUUUGUAUUACUCUCGAGAGGAUGCUGAGGAUGCUGUGAAAUAUAUAAGUGGGACUGUUCUUGAUGAUCGUCCUAUCCGUGUCGAUUUUGAUUGGGGUUUCCAAGAAGGAAGGCAAUGGGGCCGUGGCAGAAGCGGAGGGCAGGUUCGGGAUGAGUACCGCACUGAUUAUGAUCCUGGCAGAGGAGGAUAUGGAAAGAUGGUGCAGAAAGAGCUAGAAGCACGCAGACAACUUGUUGAUUAUGGUGUGGGAUCAUUGGGCAAUUUUCAUGGAAGUGCCUCAAAUUCUUCAUAUGGAGGGCAUGGAGGAGGACAUGGAGGUCAUGGGGGCUCCCAUCGACAUGGUAGAGAUUAUGGUCGCAAACGCUAUCGAUCAGAUGAUGACCGUGCAACAGAUGAUGGAUCAAAAAGGAGCAGAACCUAUGAUCGAGAGUCAAGGCCGGAAAGGAAUCCUCGUUUUCGAGAGAGUGGUGAUUCCGAUGAAGAUGAUAAUGGAAGGCACUAAAGACCAAAUUGUUGUGUAAAGUUAGUUCCAUGUAAAUACAUUUCCAAUCUAACAGAGGUCUCUCUACAUUUUGUAAGACAACCAAAGGACUUACAAAAUGUCAUUUUCAAAAUUUUCUGUGGUAUACCCUUUAUACAUUUUAAACUAGCACCUUGAUAUGGUAAUUGCUUAGCUAAGGAAAAUAAAUAUAGAUACAAUAUCCUUUCUAGAAAUUUUUAA